AAAACAGGUAUAUAAAAGCUACAUUGUUUACGAAGUCAUUCAUAACUUUCACUUAGUUACAAAUUAUCUCUUAAGGUGCCAAAACUGAAUGAAAAUGCUUGCCAAGAUAAUCAUUGCUUUCGUUGUGAUUGGAGUUGUUGCAGCUAAUCAUCAUGACCAACAUCAUCAUGAGCAUCACCAUCCACAUCCAUACAAGUUUGGUUAUGAGGUGAAAGGUAAGGAAGGAUCCCACCACAGACACGAGGAAGGUGAUGGACAUGGAGGUGUCAAGGGUAGCUAUGGAUAUGUUGACCAUCACGGAAUCCACAGGGAAGUUCACUAUGUGGCCGAUAAGGCAGGUUACAGAGCCGAAGUUAAAACCAACGAACCUGGAACUGCCAAUCAAGAUCCAGCUCAUGUUAAGCUUCAUUCUCAUGCAGUUCACCAUCACAUUGAACCUCAUCAUCAUCACCAUCAUGAACCUCAUCAUCACCAUCAGGAGCCUCAUCAUGCUCAUCAUAACCAUCACGGACACCAUUGGCAACAUCAUGCAUAAGACCAAAUAUGCAUUUCUCAGCCAUUCAACUCUAUCAAUGGGUAUUCGUGGCAGAUUAGUUUGGUUAAUUGAUUUGGUUAAUAGUUCUGUUUGGUCAACUAAAUUCGAUUGAAUAUAUUUCACAGUUCGAAAGUGUUUAUCAAUUCUACGAUCUCGUUCGACUAGCGUUCUCAAAAAACUGGUAGUAAAAUAACGGAUAUUUGAAAACUCCCUACUUUACAUUUACAAGUUAAUAAUCUAAGAACAGAAAUCCCUCGCAGAGAUUAUCUAACAGAAAUAUUUUUUAAAUCAAUUGGAAAUGUAAAAAAGGGAGCUUUCGAAUGUGUUUUAGAAAUUUCGCUACCAGUUUUUUCUUUUUUUGUUUUGAUUUUCAGAGGACGUUGGUUAGCCUACAUUUGACGCGUCAAACUGACCUUGCACAUUAAAAGAAGUGGAAAAAAUAUUCUGUUAUUUGACUAUUGAGAUGAUGCAUUGAUAACUUUUACAUCAUGUAAAUAAAAAUAAAAAAAAUAUUUAAAAAAGGUUUUAGGUUAGAUAUGGUGACUUAUACCCUAAAAAAAUGUCCAAUAAUUCUUUUAAAUAAAUCAUUUUAAAAUAAAUUUAUAAAUGCUAUAAUUAGAUAAAACAAGCACAAAUUUGACUAUCACUUUAAAAAGUAAAAUUUCUAAAGAAAAUUCAUAAAGUGCUAUAUUUAUUCUUGAUAUCGGAAAAGGUCUAAUGAUGAUACCAUAUAAAAACGAAUUAUAGAUAAAGCUUAACUGAAACACGUAUAAUAAAGGAAAGCGAACUUCUAUUUUUGUUUCCAUUCGCAAUCAACAUAGCUUGGUUUUGGGCUAGGUACUAAAGUGGGCUUGCGUCAUUUUAUAACUGCUUAAAUGAAUCUAGGCAUUUAGGUUCCUUUUGUGUAUUGUCGAUAAUUUAUUUAUUGAUCAUUAUUGUGGAAUAAAAUGAAUUUUAAUCUUUA
Molecule: messenger RNA, 1499 nt
Organism: Parasteatoda tepidariorum (common house spider)
Lineage: Eukaryota; Metazoa; Arthropoda; Arachnida; Araneae; Theridiidae
Source: RefSeq, a predicted model, not a curated record